Molecule: messenger RNA, 1203 nt
Organism: Musa acuminata AAA Group (dessert banana)
Lineage: Eukaryota; Viridiplantae; Streptophyta; Magnoliopsida; Zingiberales; Musaceae
Exons: 5
Coding region: 325-1002 (225 amino acids)
Source: RefSeq, a predicted model, not a curated record
UCCUAUAUCCACGCGUUACUCCCUCCACCCAACAAACGCUUGACACAGAUCGCAAAGCACUCUGCAGCAAACCGCUCCGUUGUUGUACAGCACAUACGUCAAAGCACCCUCCACAAAACUGCUCUGCUGCCGUACGAGAGAACGAGAGAGAGAGAGAGCAGGCUGGAGAGGAAUUCGCGCGCCUCGACGGUCGCCAGCCGCCCGCGCCAGCUGUCGGAUUGGAUACUAGACCUAGAAGGAGGAGGGAGAAGAAGAGGAGGACGAGGCCGGCAUCGCUCGAAAGAGGUAGAACUCCUUCGUGCUCAGCCUCCAAUAAUAGAGUUCAUGGAUCUGGCAGGUCCUGAGUUAAAGGAAAUGAUUGGUAGCGGCAUUUUUGCAGUUAACAAUGAUGAUGUUCAAUUAGAAUCAGAGAAUUCUUUUUUGACUUCUAGCUAUGGGACAUAUUCACAUAACUAUCAGUUCUGUUUCAAUGGCAAAGGAACCAUUUUACCUGAGAAACCAAUGCUAUUGGCUGGGGUUGCCAAGCAGCGAGAAUUAAGUGGAACUCUGCUGAGUGAAUCAGAACCUAGAUUGAAGAAACGAUUAUCUGAUGCGAAAUCCAGGGAACUUAGUGGGCAUGGCAUCUUUGCUCGUCCACGAGAAGUUCCCCUUAGGCCAUUGGCAGCACAAUAUUUGGAGCUGAAUGACAAGGGCCUUGGAAGAACUACGCCAAGAAAAUCACCCCCAACGCGUACUGCUGGUCCGAACAAUUUCUUGUUUGGUGAUGAAAUUCCAGCCAGAACUUCCAAGAAAAUGCAUGCUAAGAAAAUAGCAGAUCUAAUUGGCAAUGGCAUCUUCAAAGAUGUUGCACCGCCAGGAUUCUCUGAAAAGACACGAAGCAAAGCAAAGCUGAAAGAAUUGAUCGGUAAUGAUAUCUUUGCUGAUAGGAAGGAUCCUCCUCGAUACUACUUUGGUGGUAUCCGCAAACCUCCAGGUGGUGAGAGCAGCAUCACACUAGCUUGACAUUUCUCUUCUUUCAUCUCUUGUGUUCUUCCUGAAUGUUGUGUUAAAGGCAUUUGAUCCAAAUUGAGGUAUCCUUCAUGAUGUUAUCCUGGUAUCAGAUGAUCUAAUGAUCUAGUCGAUCCUGGAACUUUGUGACAAUUUGUGACACAUUUAAUGUGACAAUUGAACUUAUUUCAUUGUAAUUGCUGUUUGCCUGUUACC